Messenger RNA from Myotis davidii, 2461 nucleotides. It is a transcript of the gene SPAST, whose product is annotated as spastin. The coding region runs from base 1 to 1506 and encodes 501 amino acids. The transcript is spliced from 16 exons. Lineage: Eukaryota; Metazoa; Chordata; Mammalia; Chiroptera; Vespertilionidae. Gene Ontology annotation, molecular function: ATP hydrolysis activity; ATP binding. Gene Ontology annotation, cellular component: microtubule cytoskeleton. The record is from RefSeq and is a predicted model, not a curated record.
AUGCUUUGGGAGAUAUUUAGUGUGUUCUUUAUACUUGUGAUAUAUACAGAUAAUUAUUUCUCUUUUAAAGCAGGACAAAAGGAGCAAGCUGUGGAAUGGUAUAAGAAAGGUAUUGAAGAACUAGAAAAAGGAAUAGCUGUCAUAGUUACAGGACAAGGUGAACAAUGUGAAAGAGCUAGACGCCUUCAAGCUAAAAUGAUGACUAAUUUGGUUAUGGCCAAGGACCGUUUACAACUUCUAGAGAAGCUGCAACCAGUUUUGCAAUUUUCCAAAUCACAAACUGACGUCUAUAAUGACAGUACUAACUUGACAUGCCGUAAUGGACAGCUCCAGUCAGAAAGUGGAGCAGUUCCAAAAAGAAAAGAUCCCUUAACACACCCUAGUAAUUCGCUGCCUCGUUCAAAGACAGUUAUGAAAGCUGGAUCCACAGGUCUUUCAGGCCACCACAGAGCACCCAGUUGCAGUGGCUUAUCCAUGGUUUCUGGAGUGAGACAGGGUCCUGGUCCUGCAACUGCCACUCAUAAGAGUACACCAAAAACAAAUCGAACAAAUAAACCUUCAACCCCUACAACUGCUGCUCGUAAAAAGAAAGACUUGAAGAAUUUUAGGAACGUGGACAGUAACCUUGCUAACCUUAUAAUGAAUGAAAUUGUAGACAAUGGAACGGCUGUUAAAUUUGAUGAUGUAGCUGGUCAAGAAUUAGCAAAACAAGCAUUACAAGAAAUUGUCAUUCUUCCUUCUCUGAGGCCUGAGUUGUUUACAGGGCUUAGAGCUCCUGCCAGAGGAUUGUUACUCUUUGGUCCACCUGGAAAUGGGAAAACAAUGCUGGCUAAAGCAGUAGCUGCAGAAUCUAAUGCAACCUUCUUUAAUAUAAGUGCUGCAAGCUUAACUUCAAAAUAUGUGGGAGAAGGAGAGAAGUUGGUGAGAGCUCUUUUUGCUGUGGCUCGAGAACUUCAACCUUCAAUAAUUUUUAUAGAUGAAGUUGAUAGCCUUUUGUGUGAAAGAAGAGAAGGAGAACAUGAUGCUAGUAGACGCCUAAAAACUGAAUUUCUAAUAGAAUUUGAUGGUGUACAGUCUGCUGGAGAUGACAGAGUACUUGUAAUGGGUGCAACUAAUAGACCACAAGAGCUUGAUGAGGCUGUUCUCAGGCGUUUCACCAAACGGGUAUAUGUGUCUUUGCCAAAUGAGGAGACACGACGACUUUUACUAAAAAAUCUAUUAUGUAAACAGGGAAGCCCAUUGACCCAAAAAGAACUAGCACAACUUGCUAGAAUGACUGAUGGAUACUCAGGAAGUGAUCUAACAGCUUUGGCAAAAGAUGCAGCUCUGGGUCCUAUUCGAGAACUGAAACCAGAACAAGUGAAGAAUAUGUCUGCCAAUGAGAUGAGAAAUAUUCGAUUAUCUGACUUCACUGAAUCCUUGAAAAAGAUAAAACGCAGCGUGGGCCCUCAAACCUUAGAAGCGUACAUACGUUGGAACAAGGACUUUGGAGAUACCACUGUUUAAGAAAAUACCUUUGUAAGCCUGCAGAACAUUUUCUUAUCAAGGGAGAAACACACCAUCUUCAGUGAAUAGUUAUCAGCUACAGAAACUCAGCCUAAGUUUACAGGACUUUUUAGAGUCUUAUAAUUAUUUAUGCAUCCCAGAAGAUAAACCAUAAAACAAAUUUAAAUAAAAUAUACAAUGCAAAUGGAAUAUUUUGUUUAAGGCCUUCUUGCCUUGAUAGUAAUCGCUAUCCCGAUGGGCAGGGUAAGUUAGAGCACAAUAAACACUGGUUCUGGUCUUCUUUACCAAUUUAAUCAGAAUGUAAAUAAUAAUUUAUGUAUGUGUUACAGAUGAAAGUAUUCAGAGACAGUAAAGGGUGAAAGACACAACAGCCAUUGGUUGUCUUCUGAUGUCUUUUUUUAAAAUAGUAAUUUUUCCCAUUUUCCUCUCCUACUGUUGUCUUUACUAUGGGUGAUUGGAAUGCCAAACAUUUUCUUUUUUUUUCCUUUUCUUUUUACAAAUUGUGUGCCAAAUGAAACUUUUUUCUGUGUAACAGAAAUAGGAAAAAGGAUUUUGAAGGCUUUUUCCCCAUAAAACUACAGACAUUAAACAAUUGUGUUCUUUUCACUUUUUUAUUUUCCUAGUUCCUUUCUACAAAACAAUUUAUAAAGCAAUAUGAGAGCAACAAAGUAAGUCUAAUAAAAGAGGAGAAAUUUGCAAGUUUUGAGUCACUCUGUCAUACAACAUGAUCAAUCCUUGUGUGACCACAGUACUUUUUUUUAAAACAUAUUUGCCAGAAAUCUAUUGAGACUGUUAACUUAUUCCUAAUGGAAUUUAUUUCCUGCUAGAAUUAUCCUAAUACUUAAGAAAGCCAAUUUUAACAGCUGUAAAAGUGGUUCCUGUGUGAGAGAAGGGAAGUACUGGGAGCUAAGACAUUUCUAAUUUAUGAUUAUUACUUUCUUACUGUUUACAGGAU